AUGGAUACACUGUGUCAACGGCUGGAAGUGCUCACUGGGCAGCUAUCACAGUCUAUCGGCGCCCUCAGCCAACAAUCACCUGCGCUAGCGAACCACAACCAGCCUUCUGACAGUGUCUCAGCAGCUGAAAUCAUCAAGUCUUUGCCAGAACUUGCUGCAUUGUUAUCUCAAGCAACCGCAUCUCCUCGACAGGAAUCAAGAGCGAUUGCAAAUCCAAAUUCGUACGCAAGCGUUGCUGAAUUGGAUGUCAACACAGGAGUAAUAGACGCUGAAUCCGACACGUCUUCAUCCAACAACAAGGAUGAUAAUGAUGAUUUUACUCCAGGAGUCUGUACCUUCAGUUUGACAAAAUCGGCCGCCGAGAAUCUCGGCCAAGCAGGCGCCUUAGUACGAGAUUCCUACGGCCGCCCACGCUUUGUGGGUGGUGCAGCGAAUAACCUUAUCGUUGAGGCCGCGAAAAGUCUUCUGCCGAAUUUGGCGACAACUACGCCCUCUUCUACAGGAGCCAGUCACGAGUCGCCAAACUUACCAGACCUCGAGAUACCUUCAUUUGUUCGUGGAAAAAUAUGGCCUCCUCUUCCGUACAUACCUGCACCGGAAAGCCUGUCUCGCCCGCCACAAUAUGUCUCUGACCUGCUUGUGAGCCUAUACUUCGACAAGCUCCACUACAUAUUCCCUAUUCUCAUCAAGCCUCACUUUAUGAAUCGUUAUCAGAAGCUUCUGAGAGCCGGGACAGACUCUUCUUCACCUAAGAGAGGAAGGUUUCUUAUGGUUUUCUUCGCCGUGUGCGCUUGUGCGUCGGGGCUAUUACCGACCAACUUGGAAAGCGGGCUACCCGGUAUCGACUUUUACCAAAAGGCCCUGCUCAUCUUGUCUGCAUCAACUGGAGAGUCCUCCAUAGAAAAAGUUCAGUGUCUUGGACUCUUGUCUAUGUGCUCGGCAGGGUGGAAUACUCUAUCUCAAAGUUGGAAUUUAGCUGGACAAGCCGUGAGGGCGGCAAUCGACAUGGGGCUACACAUAAAUGGUCACUCCGUAAGACUUCCUUUCCGUUUGUUUGUCGGUAGCCUGCUGAUGGGAAAGAACGCUGUCGCAAAUCAGCAGUCAUCUCUCCAUAUUGAAUCUAGGGAUUUAUCUCUUCAGGAGCAGUCUCGCAGAGUGUGGUGGUGUGUAUACACGCUGGACAGAACAACAUCGAUUUGCCUUGGACGUCCUCUCGCGGUAAAGGAUGAAGACUGCUACUGUGAGCUGCCAUUGGACGUAUGCGAUGAGGAUGUAAUGUCCGGGAUCAAGAGCGGACACGCUGUCGGAGAAGAAGCCACAACGAGCCCCAUGAGCGGCUUCUUAGCGUUUGCUAAGCUCUGCCAGCUUGCAGGCAAGAUCCAAGACUUUAGCUCUCCCCUGAAACUACAGAAGGUGGCCUCUGCAGAUGCAGAAAAAACUCAUAGGUUCUUGGCUCGCGUUGAUGCUCAUGAUCAGGCUCUUCGAAAGUGGCUCGAGAGUUUGCCCGGGGAAAUCCAAUUCUCAGCAAACAGAAAGAACAAGAGCCAUGGUGAUAUAUCCAUGGUUCAUUGUGUGAUUACGUUUUUCUUACACGCAGGAUCUCUCAUCAGCUUAUACCGAUACUUCUUGAACUAUCCCAAAGACUCCGCAGAACGAGACGAAGUGGACGUCUCGGGAGCCAUCGAUCAAUGCAUUAAUGCUGCACGAGGCUGUAUCUACGUCGCUGAUAUGGUUCGAGACUUGGUGCCAGCUUCACACCAUCUGGCUAUCUGCAUCCACUACCUGACGCUGUCGGGUAUCAUCCUUCUCCGAGUGCCUAUCGAUCGCAGCAGUUCAGCUCUUUUGGAAGAUGCUGAAAAGUGUGCCCGAUCGCUCAAAGACCUAGAGCCUCGGUGGUCUGGAGCCAAAAGAAGCAGAGAAAUCAUUGAGCAAUUGCUUGUUCGACGUCGCAGCGAGAUUGCUGGAGAAUUGCCCACCUGUCGUGGUAAUGAAGGCCGACAUUCACCCGAGAACGCCCGCAGGGCCAACAAAAGACCCUUUGCUGAUGUUGAGGUCGCAUCAUCCUCUCUGGUUGACGUUGCUAGCGGAAUCUGGAAUCCCAGCACCACCAGCUCGAUGCCAGAGACAACGCAAUAUGAUGGCUGUAUGGAUCCUAUGCUUUUUGCUUCGUGGACAGGAUAAAUCCAUGAUAGCUCGCAUAGUUAUGACUUGAAAGGAAUGACCGAAGUAAGCUAUGUCAC
Molecule: messenger RNA, 2240 nt
Organism: Colletotrichum scovillei
Lineage: Eukaryota; Fungi; Ascomycota; Sordariomycetes; Glomerellales; Glomerellaceae
Exons: 5
Coding region: 1-2181 (726 amino acids)
Biological process (GO): DNA-templated transcription
Molecular function (GO): zinc ion binding; DNA binding
Source: RefSeq, a predicted model, not a curated record